UCUGCCAGAUGUUUGCGUUUACAAUGUUUCGAUUUCUGCAGAAGUUUGCUAUUUAAUAUCAUGUGGAAAUAUUGAUGUAAAUUAUUUAGAUGCUUGUGAACAAGCAUAGAAACUUUUUGAUAAACAAAGAUUAAUAUAUAUAUAUUUUGAGUUUUCCUAAACAAUUUGAAAUUGUUUUGACUUUCAAUAUGUCCGAUCCAACUUUGGUUAUUGGAGUUGCUAUCCUUGUUGUCGCCGUUAUUUUAGCAGUUGUUACUUACUUAAGUAAAAAACGACCGUCUCCGGUUAUAAAUGAAGCAGCUCAAAGGCCAAGACCUAUACCAGUCUUACGAGGUGCUGGUGUGGAAGGUCCAAGAAGAGCAGGCAGAAAUAUUAGAGCAAGAAUGCGUGCUGCUGCUUCCAGAAAUGUAGAUGAAGAAGAAGAGGAGGAAGAAGAAGACUUUUUAGCUGAUGAUAUAUCAGUUCCUGAAGGUAAAAUUGGAGCAAAGAAAAGGAAAAAGCUUGAAUUGAAAGCUGAGAAACGUAGAGAUAGAGAAAGAGAACUGGAAGAAAGGGAAGAGAGAAAGCAACGUCAAAAAGAAAUAGAAGAGCGUAAGAGAAAAGAAGAACUGAAGCAACAAGAAGAAGAGAAAAAGAAAGAAGAAGAAGAAAAGGCUUUAAAAGAAGAGCAAGAAAGAAAAGAAUAUGAAGAAUACCUAAAAUUAAAGGAAAGUUUUGCUAUUGAAGAAGAAGGCUUUGAUCAAGAAGAGAAUGCAGAUGAAGGAAACAAAUUUCAAGAAUUCAUUGAUUAUAUAAAAAGCCAAAAAGUUGUGUUGAUGGAAGAUUUGGCUUCUAGAUUUAAACUUAAAACACAGGAAGCUAUUGAUAGAGUCCAAGAACUUCUAGCUCAAGAAUGGCUGGUUGGAGUUAUUGAUGAUCGUGGAAAAUUUAUUUAUAUAACCAAAGAAGAAUUAGAAGCUGUUGCUCAUUUUAUCAGACAAAGAGGCAGAGUGUCUAUAGCUGAACUUGUUGAAUGUAGCAAUUCUCUAAUUAAUCUUACGCCAGAUUCUCCUGAAACUGUACAAGUCUCUUCAUGAGACAAUGUAAAUUAUAAUUGUUUGCUUUUUAAUUAAGAAAUGUUUUAUAUAGUUUUUUUGUGUACUAUCAAUAUAUAGUAAAAUGUUGUCAAAUCUUCAUUUUCAUUUUGUAUCAAAUUCUUACAUUUUUUUUAACUUAUAAAAAGCAACAUUUUUUUGUAUAGAUCAUUGAAUUUAAACAUUUUAUUUCUAAUUAAAUUAAUAGUUAUUUAUUUGUGUUAAUAAAAUUAUAAGAUUUAUCUUCACUGCAACACUGUAUAUUUGUUUAUACAAAAGAUUUUUGAUGUUACUUUAAAAUUAGUUUUACUUGGUAAUGUCUUACAUUCCAUUUUUUUUUUUUUUUCAAUAUGUAAUGAGAAAAGUUACUCUAUAAAUGAAGUAUGGGUGAUCUGAUGAUCUUUUUUAUCACUUACAUGCUCAGGAUCUUUUAGAUCUGUGCAUAAUAUAAGAUUAACGAAUCCAUUAUAUGAAAAGAAAUAUUUUUCUGCUAAAGAAUUUUUUUCGUAGGGCAAAAAACUCUAAACAAUGUUAAAUAAAACUUUGAAUUUAAAAAUUAUAAUUUAGUUGUUUAAACCUUUUAUUACUCUUUAUUUCUACAAUAGAUUUAAUAACUUGGAAAAUUUUUGUGAUUAUUUAACAUUUUUAUCCACCUGCCAUACAAAAUAUAUAUAUAUACCAGAUAAAAGUAUCAUAUUUCUAUGAAAUGAUUAGUUAGAUUUUAAAAAAGUUUUGACAUAUUUUUAAAUUUUAAUCAAUUUUUUUAUUUUUUACUCAUAUUUUUGGGAGUCUGCAAAAAAUGAUGUCAUUAAUAUCUUCCAUUUGUUGCAUAGAACUAAUUUUGUAAAAACUAAUCUUUAAUAUGACCAAGGAUCAGUACAUUAUGAGUUUUUUUAAUGCCAUGACAUUUGUAUAACAGUUGAUAGAAAGUUUUUACUUGUCGUCCUCUGCAAAGAAGAAUGGAGCACCAUAAAAGAAAGUUAUUUAUUAAUAAUAUACCUAUGACAUGAAGGAAAUUUUUUGUAAUUGUUGGUUGUUGUGUUAGCAAUGUGAUUGUGUGAUUAGCAAGUGAAUCUUGUGAUAAUAAAAUGUGUCUCAAGUUCAA
Messenger RNA from Argiope bruennichi, 2178 nucleotides. Its product is annotated as DDRGK domain-containing protein 1-like. The transcript is spliced from 8 exons. The record is from RefSeq and is a predicted model, not a curated record. Lineage: Eukaryota; Metazoa; Arthropoda; Arachnida; Araneae; Araneidae. The coding region runs from base 189 to 1076 and encodes 295 amino acids.